Molecule: messenger RNA, 948 nt
Organism: Engraulis encrasicolus (European anchovy)
Lineage: Eukaryota; Metazoa; Chordata; Actinopteri; Clupeiformes; Engraulidae
Exons: 8
Coding region: 1-948 (315 amino acids)
Source: RefSeq, a predicted model, not a curated record
AUGGCAAUAAGGCCACACGUCGACUACAAUGUCAGGCUUGAUGCCAUCGAGGGCCUUGCCAGCUCUGGCAAGCCAGCCAAGCAGGCAAUUGGCUUCUUCCUCUCAGAGACAGCGAUGACCAGCAGCACCAUAGUGCAACGGUUGGGAGAGGCCAUCCAAUUACUGGAGGGCAUUGGUCUUGAGGUCAAGUGUGUGGUCUGUGACCAGGGGUCGACCAAUGUCCGGGCUAUGAAGGACCUUGGGGCAUCCCUAAUGCUCAGGGAGGAUGGUUCCUUGUCCCAUUGCUUGUCCCUCGGAAGAUGUAUCCCACUGAUUUUUGAUGUCCCCCACCUAAUCAAAUCAGUGCGGAACAAUUUAAAGAAACACCCCAUUCAGGUUGAAGGACAAGAGGUCACCUGGCGGCAUAUUGAGGACUUUUUCCUGGAGGAUCGGAAAAGCCCCAUCAGGAUGGCCCCAAAGCUGACCGAAAAGCAUAUCAGCCUGCCGCCCUUCUCUAAUAUGACAGUAAAACUUGCCACACAGGUCUUCUCCCAUUCUGUGGCAGCUGGCAUGAAGACCAUGGUCAUUAAUGGCACCCUGCAGGAAGAGGCACUCCACACGGCCAACUUUGUGGAAAAGUUGGACCGUUUGUUUGACGUGCUGAACUCUAGAAGCAUCAAGGACCAGAAAUACUGGAGGCGGCCUCUGACCGGCAAUUCCAGUAGAAUGGAUUACCUCCAGACCUGCUUGGGGUGGCUAAAAACGUGGAAGUUUGGAUCUUCGAGGACACCACCUUGCCACGCAGGCUUGAUUGCAAGUAUCCAAAGCGUUUCAAAAAUACACCAGGAGCUCCAGAGUGAGGGAGUGACAGUGCUCUGCACGUCAAAACUGAAUCAAGACUGCCUGGAGGCUGAACACAGUUCGUUCUUGCUGCGCUCAGAUCUAAGGUGCUCCUCGUGUCGUGUCUAA